Molecule: messenger RNA, 3149 nt
Organism: Xenia sp. Carnegie-2017
Lineage: Eukaryota; Metazoa; Cnidaria; Anthozoa; Malacalcyonacea; Xeniidae
Product: transmembrane channel-like protein 7
Exons: 19
Coding region: 114-2852 (912 amino acids)
Cellular component (GO): plasma membrane
Molecular function (GO): mechanosensitive monoatomic ion channel activity
Source: RefSeq, a predicted model, not a curated record
GUUUUGUUUACAAAUGCGGAAUGCGGAAAAAGCUGUGAUCGUUUUUGUUUUCUAAACGAAAGUGUAAACGUACUUUGGAAAUAAGUGUGAGAGUUUUUGGAAUUGCUGCAAAUAUGGAGGACAAACAUAUUGAAGAUUUAUCGUUAAAUUUGAAGAACAACACUGGAACUAACGAAAGUGAAAGUGAAGCAGUUAUGUCGAGUGGAGGUCAACAUGAUAAUCAAGUGUAUGCGACGACAAGUGGACUUUCAAAUCCUGCAUACGUCAGUAGUAUGGAUGACCUCACCUCAAGCGUCAUCAAUAGCUAUAAUCAAACAGUAUCAAGUUCUGAUGAUGUAAUCGUAACUGACAUAAAUGAUGAGAAUGAUGUCACUGGAGAGGAUAAUGGUGUGAUGAUGGAUGAUGGGAAUGAUAUCAGAGAAGAGGCUAAUGGUGUGACAAUGGCAGACUUGACUGAUGGGAAUGAUGUCAUUGAAGAGGAUAAUGGUGUGAUGAUUACCAGUGUGAAUGUUGGGAAUGAUGUCAUUGAAGAGGCUAAUGGUGUGAUGAUGGCCGGUGUGAAUGAUGUCAUUGAAGAGGAUAAUGGUGUGAUGAUGACCACUGUGAAUGAUGCGAAUGAUGUCAUUGAAGAGGAUAAUGGUGUGAUGAUGGCCGGUGUGAAUGAUGGGAAUCCUGUCAUUGGAGAUGAUGUCAUGAUGACAGAUAUGAUUUAUGAGAAUGCUGAUGUUGAAAGGGAUAUGAUGGAUGGCCAUGGAUAUUCUAGGAUAGAUGAUGAUGUGCAUUCCAUUGCAUCAACAGACACAUACCGUAGUACUACCAGUAAUAAAGAUGAAGAUACACAAAAUCUUGAAAGGAUCCUGCCUAGUCAUACAGUUCGUGCUAUCCGCAACUUGCCUUCAAAUGAAGAACGAAGAAGAUUCUAUCAAGGAAGGACACCGGAUGGAUCAUUGCGACGUCGUGGUCAUGCCCAAUCUGUGGUGAAUACGAGUGAAUUUAUUUUAGCAGGGGAAGAACGUGGUGUGCAGCAAACAGAAAAUAUCAAACUUCUGGCUACUUCACUUAAGAGAAAGAAAGCUGUCUUAAACGAAGUCAAUCAAAAACAAAAAGAAGAGAAACACAUUAGUGCCUUUCGCUACUUCAGACUUAGAGUUGCAGCUAGUUGGCAAAGGUUUCGAAAGAAUGUGGCCACAGCCAUUAAAGAUCAUGAACUUUGGAUUGAACCACUGAAGAAAAUUCAAGGAAAAUUUGGUACAGGUGUAUUGUCUUACUUUGUGUUCCUUCGUUGGUUGUUCUUCCUGAAUAUUCUGAUAUUCCUUCUUGUAUUACUGUUUAUCUUUGUUCCACAAAUUAUUCAUGAACGCAGUACAGACACUGCCAAUUCUACUGACUUCAAUGGCAAAAAUCUCUUGGAUGGAGCGGGUUGGUUUAACACCACUGAACUAUAUUAUGGACAGUACACUAACAAAACCAUUGAGGUGGCUGAUGGUUAUUAUUAUCAGAUGCCUUUGGCCUAUCUUCUCACUUGUGCUAGUUAUUUUUUGCUUUGUUUGAUUAUAAUGGCAAGCAGCAUGGCAAGCUAUUAUGAAAAAUACUAUCUACGUGGAGCCAACGAAACCGAUGAUUUGCCUCUAAAAAUCUUAAAUGCUUGGGAUUAUAACAUUAAUGAUAAAGAGGGAUGUUCAAUAAAACAACAAAGCAUAGCAAAAGAUAUUGAGGAAACUUUGGCUGCGACGAAAACGGAAGGAAGAGAUCUAAACCGUUCACAAUCGUGUAAUUUAAUAAUACUACGAUUAUUCACAAACUUUCUAUCUUUGUCUCUUAUUGGAGCUGCAACAUAUGUCAUUGUAGAAGUAGUUUCUGGUAUUUCAAUAGAGGACGAUGCAAAUCUACUUAAAGAGCUUCUUUUACCAUUGUCAGUUUCGUUUUUAAAUCUUUUACUUCCUGCGAUGUUUCGUAUAAUUGCAAGCUUUGAGAACUAUCAAAACGGCGAAACAGCAAUUAACGUUUCUCUUGCAAGGACUGUCCUUUUAAAGGUUUGUACUCUCGCUGGGAUAUUUGUUUCGCUCUAUCGAGAUAUAGGAUGUGCGAGCGAAAAAGAAAAAAAGAAAUGUGUGAUUUUCUACUGUUGGGAAAACUACGUAGGACAGACAUUUUACAGACUUGUGUGGGUCGAUUUUGCAUUCAUAUUAUUGGCAACAUUUUUGGGUGAAUUUGUUCGACGACUUUUAGCCAACAAUAUUCAAUGGUGGCGAAAAAAUAUUGGUUUUCCCGGUUUUGAUAUUUCGCGAAAUGUCUUGGAUCUUAUAUAUGCACAAUCCCUUUGUUGGUUUGGAACAUUUUUUAGUCCUUUAUUGUCGUUCAUUUGUCUAUUCAAACUGUGGAUUUUGUUUUAUGUGAAAAAGACAAGCGUCUUAAGGAAUUGUCGACCAAGUGUUCGGCCUUUUCUCGCAUCGAAAAUGAACAUAAUAUUUUUGGGAUUACUUGCAGUAUCAUAUGCCUUAAUUUUAAUUUCAUUUGGUUACGCCAUUACCUCAGAAAGUCGAUUCGGUCCGUCAAAUUGCGGACCGUUCCGAAACAGGGAAACUAUCUAUCAGGUUGUUUUGGAUAACAUUGAUGAUUUCCCUAAAGUCCUAAAAGAAAUCAUUCGUAUCGUUUCAUCGCCAUUCGUUGUAUUUUUCAUAUUCAUCGUUCUCAGUUUGCUCACUUACUACUAUAAACUGUUGAAGUCGUCGAACGAACAGAAAAUAAAAUUGUUCUUGGAACAAAUUGCUUUGGUGGGAAGAGACAAAAACUAUUUGAUGGCGAAAAUAAACAAAAACGUAGCAACGCGGGCUCAACAACAAGUUUUAUGAAUUUGUCCCUGUAUAAAUAAGUAUUAUUCAUUGUAACUAUGUAAGUCAUUCCUGUAAACUUCAUUAAAUAUUGUAAGUUAUAAUCACCUUAUGUUAAUUUUAGAAAAACUAUACUAUAUAACUGACUCACUUGCACUUUUUAGGAAUAGAUUAUUUAUGUAUUUCAACUUGUAGAUAGAAUUUUAGAUUUAAAUCGUAGUGUGUUUAUUUUAAAAAUUAUAAUAUCCAAUAAUUAAUGUAACUAAUAAAAAACAUUUCGCUUUUAAUGAUAUUAUUUACGUGUUUGGACAGCCAAAA